Messenger RNA from Exophiala oligosperma, 812 nucleotides. RefSeq lists its product as uncharacterized. Gene Ontology annotation, biological process: secondary metabolite biosynthetic process. The record is from RefSeq and is a predicted model, not a curated record. Gene Ontology annotation, cellular component: nucleus; cytoplasm. The transcript has a single exon. NCBI's taxonomy places the organism in Eukaryota, Fungi, Ascomycota, Eurotiomycetes, Chaetothyriales, Herpotrichiellaceae. Bases 63 to 812 code for a protein of 249 amino acids.
AACGAGACAUCACCGCGGCAAUUUUCUUGCCCAUGUUCGUUUUUGGUUUUUGAGACACAACAAUGGCAGAUCCGACACUCAAUCUCCCACGCAUCUUGUGUCUCCACGGAGGAGGUGUGAACGCGGCGAUAUUCAAGGCCCAAUUCAGAGCGUUUCUGAACCACGACAGGCUCAAAACCAGGUUCCGGUUCGUGUUUGUCGACGCGCCCUUUUUCUGCGACGAGGGCGUGGGCGUCCACCCCGUCUAUUCCGACUGGGGUCCCUUUCGACGUUGGUUCCGAUGGCUCGAUUCUCACCCGGAGAUCGACCCGGGCGCGUGCGCCUACGAACUCGAGUACACCGUGGAGCGGUGUAUGGAGAGCGACGAAGGCACCGGGGAGUGGGUGGGUGUCCUGGGGUUCAGCCAAGGGGCGAAACUGGCGGCGAGCUUGCUCUACGAACAGCAACUCGAGGGUAAGGACGGGCCCUGGAGGUUCGCCGUCAUCCUCGCCGGUCGCGCCCCGAUGGUCAGCCUGAGUGACGAGGCCGAACGGUUCCCCUGGAUGCAGUCGGCCGGGGGACUCGCGGACGCGGCCGACCUCGACAGCAUCCACGAACGGCCGGACAUGAAACUCAAGGUCCCCACGCUGCACGUCCACGGCUUGAAGGACGAAGGCCUGCACCUCCACAGGCGGCUCGUGGAGGAUUACUGUGCGCCUGGCACGGCGACGCUCGUCGAGUGGGACGGGCCUCAUCGCAUCCCCAUCAAGAAAACCGACGUGGACAGGAUCGUCGACGCUUGGGUCGACCUGGCGGACGAGUAUGGGCUUUGA